AUGUCGGACUCGGAGAAAGAAGACGCCGGGCGGACGUCGCCUAUUUCAAGUCGACACGAGAAGUCGCUGGGCCUGCUCACUGCCAAGUUCGUGGAGAUGUUGAAGAACGCCGAGGGAGGCCUCCUAGACUUGAAAAAGGCUGCGGACAUGUUGGACGUGAAGCAGAAGCGACGCAUCUAUGACAUCACCAAUGUUCUGGAGGGAAUCGGUCUCAUUGAGAAGGAGACAAAGAACACCAUCAGAUGGAUUGGAGCGAGUCAGGUGAUAGACGUGGUGGAGACGAUGAAGCGACUGGAGGAGUUGAGGGAGAGGAGAGAGAGACUCGCCCGGAGAGAGAUGGAGCUGGACCAACAGCAGCAGAGGAUGGAGCAGUGCCUCAGGAACAUCACAGACGACACCAUCAACGAACAAUUCUCCACCCUUUCCUACGUGACUCAUCAAGACAUCUGCCAGCUCCCUCCCUUCAAUGGGAGCACAGUACUGGCUAUACAGGCUCCUGAAGGGACUCAGCUCUCUGCUGACAGGAAUGAUCAAUAUCACAUGCACCUGAGGAGCUCCAAGGGCCCCAUCAAAUGUCCUGGUCCUGAAUCAAGACGAAGACCUAGCUUCGCUGGUUCCCAACACAACCGCUGA
This is a messenger RNA of Geodia barretti, 633 nucleotides long. Lineage: Eukaryota; Metazoa; Porifera; Demospongiae; Tetractinellida; Geodiidae. The record is from the annotation of a GenBank genome assembly.